AUGGCUGAUUCGCCAUCAACAAAACGCUCAAAAUUGGGUUUAGACUCGAAUUGCAUCAAAUUAAGGAAAAAUAUUAGCAAAUCAACUUCCGAACUGAGCUAUCAUGAGUCAUGUCGAGAACUUACGGAGGAGCCAAAGUCUCCGAAACGCGUCAAAAGUGCGGGAACAGCAGCUGGCGUCACGGGAGUUUUACAAAAAACGCACGGAUUCUUCAAUAAUUUGAGGAAUCGCUUAAGUCGAGGCAGAAGCAAAGAACGUGUUGGUCGAAAGUCUCCCAUUGACCAUGAUGAACACAACAAAAGUAGUCAAAGUGACGGGAUGGCAGACAGUAGUGAUUAUAGCAACUCAAAUACGCCUCUUACCCAAUCGCCGAGACAUCGUGCAACGACAGCAGACUCUCCGCUGGCCCGAACAAGCGCCAAUAGCGGCGGUUUCGGAAGUCGUCAAGCAUCCAAGACUGAUAGUUUUAAGAUUUUCACAACAGCAACUGCCUCGUCGACGGGCGCCAAACUCGAACGACAACAAAGUCACGAAAAGCAGAAAAAACGCGAAAACGAGCUGCGCAAACAUUCGUUCUUCCAACUGCGAGUCACGUUGAAGGAAGGUCGGGGACUUGUGGCAAUGGAUAAAAGCGGAACAAGCGAUCCGUACGUGAAAUUUAAGGUUGGCGGAAGGAUGUUGUACAAAUCAAAGACAGUUCACAAAGAUUUAAACCCAAAAUGGGAUGAAACGUUCAUCGUUCCCGUCGAAGAUCCGUUUUUGCCGAUUAACAUCAAGGUUUUUGAUUACGAUUGGGGAUUACAAGACGAUUUCAUGGGCGCAUCAAAGCUUUCUCUUCUUUCAAUUGACUUGAAUCAACAAACUGACGUCACGUUACGACUCGAAGAUCCAUCGCGCCCGGAAAAGGAUUUGGGCGAAUUACUGUUGAGUGUUAUUCUGUGGCCAAAAACGCAAGAAGAUAAGGAACAAUACUUUCAACGAAACCCCAAGCUUGCGGAUGCCUCGAGACGUCUCAAAAGUCAAAUUUGGAGCUCAGUCGUUACCACAGUGCUUGUUGAGGCGAAGGGACUUCCUCCUGACUUGGAUGGCGGCAUUGACGAACCUUUUGUGAAAUUUCGCUUGGGCAACGAAAAGUUCAAGAGCAAAGUUUCGUAUCGCGCAAAAUGGCUCGAACAGUUUGACUUGCACCUUUUUGAUGACGAUCAAAUUUUAGAGGUAGUUGUUUGUGGCAAAUACAAUAAUUACGGUAGAUGUACGAUAGAUCUCAGCAAUUUGCAGCGCGAACAGACACACACAAUAUGGCAGCCUCUUGAAGACUGUUCCGCAGAAGUGCUUCUUAUGUUGACAAUCAGUGGGACAACAGCUUCCGAGACAAUUAGUGAUCUAACGACGUACAAAGAGGACCCCAAGGAAAGGGCAAUUAUUGAAUCGAGAUAUGGAUGGCGACGUACUUUCGAAAAUAUGAGAGAUAUUGGGCAUUUAACUGUUAAGGUAUACAGCGCUACGGGUUUGGCUGCUGCUGAUUUGGGCGGAAAAUCUGAUCCUUUUUGCGUGUUGGAGCUUGGAAAUGCUCGAUUACAAACCCAAACUGAAUAUAAGACUCUCACCCCGAAUUGGAAUAAAAUUUUUACCUUCAACGUUAAAGACAUAACAUCCGUUCUCGAGAUCACCGUUUUCGACGAAGAUCGCGAUCACAAAGUUGAAUUUCUCGGCAGAGUCGCAAUUCCUCUUCUUCGCAUCAGAAACGGCGAAAAACGAUGGUAUGCCUUGAAAGAUAAGAAAUUAUGCGGGCGUGCAAAGGGAAAUUGUCCUCAAAUACUGUUGGAAUUGUCAGUUCUUUACUCACCGAUUCGUGCAGGACUUCGAGUUCUCGAACCGAAAGAGGAGAAAUUAAUUCAACAGGAAGUCAAGUUCAAACGACAGCUGUUUAUGAGGAACGUUGCUCGUCUAAAAGCGAUUAUUAUGUUCUUCAUUGAGGUUGGGCAGUUCAUUCAGAGUUGCUUGGAAUGGGAAAGUCCGAUACGAUCGAUGACAGCGUUGAUUUUUUGGAUUUGCGGAUGUAUUUGGUUCGAUAUUUCGACUGUGCCGGCGGUUUUGUUGCUGUAUCUCUUAAAGAAUUGGAUUGUUGCGUGGUUAACAGGAACUUCCUCAACAUUGUCGAUAGAUGACGGAGAUUUGGGUAGCGAUGAUGAAGAUGACGACGAUAAAGAUAAGGAAGAGAAGAAAACUAUUAAAGAAAGGCUCCAAGCGAUCCAAGAAGCUUCCCAAACAGUCCAAAAUACUAUCGGAUAUCUCGCUUCUCUUGGCGAGAGUGUUAAAAAUACUUUCAACUUUGCCGUUCCUGAAUUGAGCUGGUUGACAGCCUUUGUCCUUUUCAUGGCGUGUCUUAUUCUCCAUUACAUCCCGAUGCGAGUUAUUCUCCUUGCAUGGGGUCUCAUAAAGUUUUCCAAACGCCUCAUUCGACCUCACGUUGUUCCAAAUAACGAAGUUCUCGACUUACUGAGUCGUGUUCCUGAUGAUGAUGAAAUGAUUAUGUAUCGUGAAUUAACGCUCCAUACAGCUGCUGAACCCGGUCCCAGCGGGUUACGAGGGCGUGAUCAACGAAAAAACAAGAAAUUAAACUAA
Messenger RNA from Culicoides brevitarsis, 2625 nucleotides. RefSeq names its product multiple C2 and transmembrane domain-containing protein (gene Mctp). Gene Ontology annotation, biological process: regulation of neurotransmitter secretion. Gene Ontology annotation, cellular component: synaptic vesicle membrane. The record is from RefSeq and is a predicted model, not a curated record. Bases 1 to 2625 code for a protein of 874 amino acids. NCBI's taxonomy places the organism in Eukaryota, Metazoa, Arthropoda, Insecta, Diptera, Ceratopogonidae. The transcript has 13 exons. Gene Ontology annotation, molecular function: calcium ion binding.